GCCCCGCCUCUAGGGGUUUGCCCUGGAGUUGAGCCCGUCCUUAAGGAGGCCUCCACUCCCCAUUCCUCUCCCCGUUGUGGGAGACGGCUCGGGCCUGGCUGUGCUCCAGGAUAAACUUCCACAAGGCAAGAGAUAACACAUAGCCAAGGCGAAGACGAAGGCAGCGCUUAUAAAGGCCUCCUUGUACCCUAGUUUGGCUACAGCUCUUCCACUCCACAGCUGUCUGUGCUGCCUGCUGAGACUGGCCACAAUGUGGGAGCUCUUGGCUUUCCUGCUGUUGGCCAUAGCCUAUUUCUUUCGGCCCAAGGUUAAGUGCCCUGGUGCCAAGUACCCCAAGAGCCUCCCAUACCUGCCCUUGGUGGGCAGCCUGCCGUUCCUUCCCAGACAUGGCCAUCCGCAUGUGAACUUCUUCAAGCUGCAGAAAAAAUACGGCCCCAUCUAUUCCUUUCGCAUGGGUACCAAGACUACGGUGAUUGUCGGCCACUACCAACUGGCCAAGGAGGUGCUUAUCAAGAAGGGCAAGGAAUUCUCCGGGCGGCCCCAAGUGGCAACUCUAAACAUCCUGUCAGACAAUCAAAAGGGUGUCGCCUUCGCCGACCAUGGUGCCCCCUGGCAGCUGCAUCGGAAGCUGGUGCGGGCUGCUUUUGCCCUGUUCAAGGACGGCAACCAGAAGCUGGAGAAGAUUAGUGAGUUAUGUCAUGAAACCAGUUUAUUGUGUGACUUACUGGCCACUCAGAAUGGACAGACCAUAGACUUGUCCUCGCCUCUCUUCCUGGCGGUGACCAACGUAAUCUGCUGGAUCUGCUUCAACUCCUCCUACAUGAAAGGGGAUCCUGCGCUGGAGACCAUGCAGAAUUACCACAAAGACAUCCUGGAAACUCUGGAAAAAGACAAUGUGGUAGACAUAUUCCCCGCAUUGAAGAUUUUCCCCAACAAAUCCCUGGAAAAGAUGAGGCAUUGUGUUAACAUACGAAAUGAACUGCUGAGUAAAAUCUUUGAAAAACAUAAGGAGAACUUCAACAGUGACUCCAUCACUAGCAUGCUGGACUUACUGAUCCAAGCCAAGAAGAACUCAGACAAUAACAACACUGGCCCAGACCAGGAUUCAAAGCUGCUUUCGGAUAAACACAUUCUUGCCACCAUAGGGGACAUCUUCGGGGCCGGUGUGGAGACCACCACCUCUGUGGUGAAGUGGAUUGUGGCCUUCCUCCUGCACGACCCUCAGCUGAAGAAGAAGAUCCAGGAGGAGAUUGACCAGAAUGUGGGUUUCAGCCGCACACCAACACUCAGUGACCGGAACCGCCUCCUUCUGCUGGAGGCCACCAUCCGAGAGGUGCUUCGUAUCCGGCCUGUGGCCCCUAUGCUCAUCCCCCAUAAGGCUCUUGUUGACUCCAGCAUCGGCGAGUUUGCUGUUGACAAGGGCACAAACGUCAUCAUCAAUUUGUGGGCACUCCAUCACAAUGAGAAGGAGUGGCACCAGCCUGACCGGUUCAUGCCUGAGCGCUUCUUGGACCCAACGGGGAGCCAGCUCAUCUCACCGUCGUUAAGCUACUUGCCCUUUGGAGCAGGUCCCCGCUCCUGCAUAGGUGAGCUCCUGGCCCGCCAGGAGCUCUUCCUCUUCACGGCCUGGUUGCUGCAGAGGUUUAACCUGGAGGUCCCGGAUGAUGGCCAGCUGCCCUCCCUGGAGGGCCACCCCACAGCGGUCUUUCUGAUCGACUCUUUCAAAGUGAAGAUUAAUGUGCGCCAGGCCUGGAGGGAGGCCCAGGCUGAGGGCAGCACCUAGAGGCUGUACCUAGCACCCCUGACUCCACCCUGUGUGACCCACAGCACAGAGUCAGAGGUACCACUCCAUCCUCCCCCACCCUUUCUCCCUUCUCUCGGGGGCCCACUCUGCCUUCUUUUCCAGCCUGCAGCCCUGGCAGUGAUGUGUAUAAACCAAAUGGUUUUUCUUCAGAAGGCCCCUGAGCAGCUCAUUCAUUUAUUCAUUUGGUCUCUCUUUCAACAAUUAUUUUAUUGAGCAUCUACUAUGUGCUGCUCAUUGUCCCUGGACACUUGAGCUCCCUGUUCUCAUGAAGCUUACAUUCUAGUGAGGGCUGACAAAUAAAGAAGGAUUUCAGAGA
Messenger RNA from Equus quagga, 2120 nucleotides. Its product is annotated as steroid 17-alpha-hydroxylase/17,20 lyase. The transcript has 8 exons. Bases 251 to 1783 code for a protein of 510 amino acids. Gene Ontology annotation, biological process: hormone biosynthetic process; progesterone metabolic process. The record is from RefSeq and is a predicted model, not a curated record. Lineage: Eukaryota; Metazoa; Chordata; Mammalia; Perissodactyla; Equidae. Gene Ontology annotation, molecular function: steroid 17-alpha-monooxygenase activity; heme binding; iron ion binding.